AUGGCAUUUCAUAUUGGUGAUAAAGCUCUUCUUAAAGUGUCACCCAUGAAAGGGGUGAUGAGAUUUGCCAAGAAAGGCAAGCUUAGUCCACGAUACAUUAGUCCAUUUGAGAUUCUUGACUGUGUAGGGCCAAUGGCUAAUAGAUUGUCUUUACCACCUAGCUUAUCUGGAGUUCAUCUAGUGUUUCAUGUGUCCAUAUUGAAAAAGUACCAUGGGGACAGAGAUUACAUCAUAAAGUGGGAAUCAGUAUUGUUAGACAAGGAUCUUCAGUAUGAGGAGGAACCGGUUGCAAUUCUUGAUCGUGAUGUACGGAAACUGAGGACCAAAGAGAUUAAGUCUAUGAAGGUUCAGUGA
This is a messenger RNA of Solanum stenotomum, 354 nucleotides long. RefSeq lists its product as uncharacterized. The coding region runs from base 1 to 354 and encodes 117 amino acids. The record is from RefSeq and is a predicted model, not a curated record. The transcript has a single exon. NCBI's taxonomy places the organism in Eukaryota, Viridiplantae, Streptophyta, Magnoliopsida, Solanales, Solanaceae.